AUGUGUAUUUAUUUCCUCGCACUCGGACUGUCCAAGGUUGGAUCAAGCGCGUACAUCUGGAAGCAACAGCUCGGAACUCCCAUUCCAGACACCCUGAUAACAGGCCGAAACUGGCCAACCUCAUUAAUGAACAACGUUCUCAUCGCCAAUUCUCCACAACUCAUCUUCUCUUUGCUCUAUUUCUCCUUCAACACUCUUCUGACCUCCAUGACUCUUGCGGCUGAAUGGAGCGGAUACGCCAGCCAACGCAAAGGCCUCCGCGUCUCGUACAACCCACAAUUAUCACAGCGAAGCAAAUACUUCCUUUCAAUACCCUAUCGCUACUCAAUUCCACUCAUAGCUGCCGCGGCCAUCCUCCACUGGCUGGUUUCACGAAGUCUGUUCAUGGUUGGGAUUGAAGCGCUUGACUCGAACAUGGUUAGAAACCUCGAAAGAGACUUAAUUACUUGUGGCUACUCGCCCGUCGCAAUAGUCUGUUCUCUGGUAGUUGGAGGCUGCAUGUUCCUUUGCCUCGUGGGGCUUAGUGCCAAACCGUUUGAGACAGCAAUGCCAGUGGCCGGGGGCUGCAGCCUUGCAAUUGCCGCCGCAUGUCAUCCGGCCUUUGAUCCAACCGAUAAUGUAGUCAUCAAGUCGAAUGACGAGGAUACAAACAUGGCGCAUUUGCCUGUUCAGUGGGGGUCGGUACCGGUCGAUGGUCGUGUCGGACAUUACAGCUUCACAUCGGAGGAUGUCGAGAUGCCCAAGGCAGGAAAGAUAUACAAGUGA
Molecule: messenger RNA, 765 nt
Organism: Penicillium paradoxum
Lineage: Eukaryota; Fungi; Ascomycota; Eurotiomycetes; Eurotiales; Aspergillaceae
Exons: 1
Coding region: 1-765 (254 amino acids)
Source: RefSeq, a predicted model, not a curated record